GCACCUCCACGGCUGCCGCCGCCCCUGUCGUCGGCGCCUGCCCCAACGUGGAACCACUCUCCGCCUUCGCACCAGGAGGUCGAUAACUGGUUCGAUAUGCCGAUCAAGAAGAUGAUGCUGUGUGGGGCCAAGGAGGAGGACGGAGUGCCGCUCCAGCAGCCCUCAGCCAACCUCGACUUGCAGUUCCAUGAUAUCUCACUCACCAUCAGGCCCUGGAAGUUCAGGCAACCCAAAAAAACAAUCCUGCAUGGGAUUAAUGGACGCUUCAAAGCUGGCGAAUUAACAGCAAUUAUGGGACCUAGUGGAGCGGGGAAAAGCAGUCUUUUAAAUGUUAUUUCAGGCUUUCGGUCUCGAGGUGUCACUGGUACUCUUCUCGUAAACGGCCAUCCACGAAAUGAAAGAAUCUUCCAGAAAAUGUCUUGCUUCAUUGCUCAAGAAGAUGCUCUUCAGCCAAUGUUGACGGUGACUGAAACCAUGAUGGUAGCAGCCUCUCUAAAACUGCCUUCACACGUAACUCCUCAGGAGAAGCAAACAACUGUUUCUGAAAUAUUGGCUUCGUUGGGGCUCACAAAAGCCAAGGACACACAAACCACAAAACUGUCAGGUGGGCAGCAAAAACGUCUUUCCAUUGCCUUGGAACUCAUCAAUAACCCUCCAGUUUUCUUCCUGGAUGAACCAACAAGUGGCCUUGACAAUGUUGCUGCAAAACAAUGUCUCUCAGUACUGAAGAUGUUGGCCAGCCAAGGUCGCACCAUUGUGUGUACUAUUCAUCAGCCCAGUGCCUUACUCCUGUCGUUUUUUGACUCUAUGUAUGUUGUAGCCCAAGGAAUUUGUAUAUAUCAGGGCUCAACAAGAGCUCUAAUUCCUUUUUUAAAAUCUGUUGGUAUUCAUUGUCCAACUCACUACAAUCCAUCUGAUUACAUACUAGAGAUGUCAGAAGACAAAUCAAUUGUCCAAGCUAUGUCAGAAAACAUUAUGAAUGGCCACCAUAGCUGGACAAAUAAUGGUAUUGAAGAAGUUUCUGAAACGUCUACCAAAGAUAUAUUACUUCCAGAAGUAGAAGUUCCAUCUAUUCAAGCAGAUGCUAACAGUGAGAGUGGAUCAUCAGAACCCUGCAUAACUGAUGGGCUUUCUAUGCUUGGUUAUCGUAAAUUUCAGCGCAAAAGGUUUGGUGUUGCUAGUUCAGGUUGGAUGCAGUUUUGCAUCCUUUUGAAGCGAAUGAUUUUGCAAAUUUUCAGAAACAGGAUUGCUUUAAGACUGCAGUUGAUUCAUCAUGUGUUCUGUGGUUUUUUUAUUGGAUGUAUAUUUUUUAAUCAAGCCAAUGAUGGAAGCAAAAUGUUUAACCACAUGAAGUUUUGUAUUGGCGUAUUUUUCAGCAUGAUAUUUAUUACUAUGGUAUAUUUUAUGAGUGGUCUUCCUAUGGACUUGACUCGAUUUGCAAGUUUUGCAAUUGUGGGUAUCUUGGUAUCUAUUGCAUCAGAAGGCUUAGGUCUGGCUAUAGCUUCAGCAGCAGAUGUUACUACUGGUAGUGUAGCUGCACCAGCAAUUAUUGCACCAUUUCUUGGUCUUGCUGUUUAUGGAUUUGAUUUUGCCAAUCAAAUAUCAUGGCUGAUGAAUGCAAUCAUGAAAAUGAGUUUUCUACGGUGUGGUGUUGUGGCACUUGUUUUAGUUGUAUUUGGAUUUGAUCGCAAACAUUUAAAUUGUGAUGAAAUUUAUUGCCAUUACAAAGAUCCUCAAGUAAUAUUACGUAUGUUGGAUAUUCAAAAUGUGUCACUUGUGUCUCCUAUUAUUGCUUUGUUUGGACUUUUGGUCCUUUUUAGAACAAUAUGUUUUAUAGGCCUACGAUGGCGUCUUGCAACGUGAUGUAUGUAUCAUAUAUAGAUGAAUAUUUAUUUCAAAUUUUCAAUGUGAAGACACUUUCACUACCUUUUACUUUAUUGUUGAUAAUUCUAAUACACAUUGAAGUACUCAUUUGAAAUUCAGGUAUCAUGGUGCCUGAAGAAUAUAAUCUCUUUAGAAAUGUAAGAAAUUAACUUUUUAUUCCACAACUUUGCCUCAAGAUAAAGAAAAACAUAACAAUUAACUAAGAGUUUAUUGAAGCACUCAAAAGUCUUCUAAAGAAAUUGAACCAAUUUGUUUCUAGCUACCUCACAGGUUAAAUUCAAGUAUUGCUGGUUUUUUCAUUACUAGCAUGGUUCUAGAGAGUUCAUGUCAGUGACAGUACAAUGACAGUGACGUGUUACUCCUUUUCAUCAGAGGUACAAUGCUACACUUAUUCAUUAAUUGUAUUCAAGACUAAUGUUUCAUUUAUUGAGAAUAUUUCAAUAAUUUGUGCUUUGUAGUGUGAAUACAAAGUCCAAAACUGGAUUGUAUUAUUUGGUAGUGUGGUUUGUGCUGCACUGUAGUUAAAACAACUUGCAUUUGCUUCUUUCAUUAGAUAUGUUUAUUUUCAAUCAGUGUUGCUUACUAACUGUUCAUGUAAUUUGAAUAUGAUGAAGAAAAGUGACAACUGUGAAAAAUCAAAACAACACAGAAACCAUUUUCUGUUUGUGAAAUGAAGUGAUGUAUACAAAUUAUCGCAAACUUUCAAUGCAAUAUACUUUUUAUAUGAAAAUGUAUUUGUUCAUAAAGAAUAAAUAGUGUGUGAAAGAACUGGUUAGAUUGAGGUCAAUUACACAAAUAAAUGUUGGAUAUAAAGUUUAAUCUAGUGUGAAUAGAGUUUAUUUUCUUUAUUUUUAAAUGAAAGUAAAUUUGAUUUGCACUUUUAAAGUAGUAGAAAUGUUUUAAAUUAAUAUAUAAUACUGUAAAAUAUUUAUUUUGUGAAUGAUUGAGUGUGUUAUCAAAAUUCCAGAAAUAGAUACGUAUUACAUUUUACAACUAUUACAAGGAUGGCUCCAGAAAAUAUUUAGGAGGCAUUUUAUAAGAUUUUAGUGAACCAUAACUUUAUAUAUCAGAAAUAAAUAAUGUCAUUUGGUUUGCUGAAUACUUUACAUUAUUUAUUUUCACAAAAAAUCAGCCUUAUAAAUAAGAGUCUAUAGACAAUCAACAUUUACUUGUUCCAAAAAUUUUAAGAUAUUAUUUAUGAAAUUAUUUAUAUAUAUGUAGAAAUUGUUUGAAUUGAAUUUCAUAGCUAACUAUAACAACAUUAGAUUUUAAAAUGGUUUUCAUUUUUAACAGUAAUUCAGUUAAAUCAGAAAAUAUUGGGACUUUUGGAGCAAUUUAUUAAAAUAUUUUAAUGCAUUUGAUCUGUAAAUUUUCAAGGCUCUUCAAAGAAUUCAAAGGCCGUGGAGCCACCCUUGUAUAUUUACGUGCUUCCAGUGUUUAUCUCCUUAUAAAGCAAAAAAGGCGAGAGGAAAUUUAGUUAUUCAGAAGAAAAUAGCCAAAUGUGUAUUUAUAAUGAGUAUCUCCUGUUUUCAAGCUUAUUCAAGAACUUUUAUUAUAAAUGCUGUAGAUUGACUUCUAUACAAUAGAUAGGAGGUGGCAUAAAUAUUGGUAAAGAAAUAUACGUAGUUAUUUAAAAGUAAAUCAGACAAUGAUGGUCUUAUAGAAUCUGUGAUAAAAAUGUAUUCAUAGAAAAUUAUUCAUUCUAUGGAUUUAUAACAAAAUAUAUUUGAUGCAUAUUUGUUGUUAGUAGACAACUUCAAAAGCUUAUUAAUGUAAUAUGACAUUAAGAGUUAUGUGACAUUAAGAGUGUGUUAACUAAAAUUCUGAACAGACUUCAAACAAAAAAUAUUUUACAAUAGUAAGAUAUUAGUCUGAUUAUCUAGGCAAAUAUUGUAGAGUUCAUGAUGUGCACCCAACACAAUUUUGGUCUUAGUCAUUAAUGUAACUUUUAAGUCCGCUUGCACUUUUGUAACUAAAUUCUGAAAGAUAGGUAUUGGUCUCUUAUAUGUUGUUUAAUUAAAAUACUGAAAUAAUCAAUGUGUGUGAAUACAUUUGGAAUAUGUAUUUUAACAAUGUACAUACAAUAUGGUUUCAGUCCCUUUGGCAUAAAGCAGCAACCAGAUUUUGCUAAAGAAUACACUCAUUGAUUGGGUAAAAAAGUUAUGAGAGACGGGGCUUUUUUGUUUUGAUUCCUUGACACAAUGAAAGAUUUUUUAUGUCCUCUUAUAAAGAUAUACAUACUAUACAUUCUUAAUCUUUUCAGUAAUUAAAUUGAAAAACAAUAAAGAAAAUAUUUGGAAUUUUAGAAGUAGAUCAACAUCCUUUCAUUUCUUAACAUAUUCACAACAAAGAAGGUUACAAGAGUUAAUACAGGCCAUUUUGUGCAAUGUCAAUUUAAUUUCUUGACUGGAAAAAUGUUUUAUGAAGUUUCCGUUCUAAAAUUCUCUGAUCAAGAUGUUGCUUCUCACAGCAGAUUUUCUCAUUUGCACAGCUAUAUGUCAUGUACAUUUGAUUGUCCUUUAAUACUGACUUUUUUUUUUAAUACUGACAAUAUUGGUUUCCAUCUGCAUCUUGAUAUUGUUAAUUUUAUUUAUCAUCAAAAAAACCUUUUUUGUUGUUUAAUAUAAGUAGUUAAAUGAUAAAUAAAUUAAUAAUACUUAUGUAUUUUCAACACCAAUUAACGGGAUACAUAUUUGCAUUACCAGACAUAAAUUUGAAUUGAAGUAUAUAUUGAAUAUAUUGAAUAUACUGACAAUUUCUUGUCAGUUACUCAUUUCCACUUCUUAAAGCAACUGGAUCACUGCAAUUAAAACAACAGUAAAAAAAAACUUUUAGAAUUUCUGGAGACAAAUAUUGUUCUAUGUAGUUUUAAAUACUAUUAAUGUGUUUUGAAAGUUUGUGAAGAUUUUUAAUUGACACACCUAUUGACGAUUUUUGUUCAUGUAAUUUUGAAUGUUCAAAAAUAAUUGUAUAUUUUUUUUUUUUUAUUUAUUUGUAUUCAGUAACAUUAAGUCAGUGUUUGUGAUCGAAAUGAAUAUAUUUGUAUGUUCAUGUAAUUAUUUAUGCAUAAAUGAAGUAGAAAUUUUAUAUAAAUAGAUUUUUUAUAUUAAUUACAUUUUUAUGGAACAAUUACUACUAUUAUCAUUGUUGUAAUAUACUCCUCUAGCAAAUAAGGCAACCUUGAAUCUGAUGAAUCUGUUUGAAAUGGGAAUAUCUUGUCUUAUAGACAAUAUUAGCCCUAAGUAAGUUCUAAUGAUCUAUAUAUUAAAUGCUGAUUGCAUCUAGCUUUUAUUUGAUAUACUUUCAAUGAAAGAAUUUCAGUUAUAUGACUGAUACAAGAUAGUGUUGUUCGUGUCAUAUAUUGGAAGAAAUGAGUGACAGGCUUACCAAUAAGGUUAAAAGUCAAGUUACCUUUCACUUGGGCCAAAAGUAUUUUUUUUUACAAAAAUGUAUUAUUAUAAUUACUACAUAAAAUAAGUAGUUUAGCACUGUGUUUUUAAACAUUAAUUUUGCAUUUUAUUCUAAUGUGUAUUUCAGCAAAAUGAACGGCUCCAAAGCAAAAAUUUAGUUGAUGGUUGACAGUGGAAUCUAAUGAAGAGGUGGUUGUUAGAUUACAUUUGAUAUGGAGACGUUUUGUUGUUUUGAAACGCUCAAGAGCUCUCGUAUAGGUUUUGUUGACUAAAAAUGCAGAAAGAUGAUGGUAUGCUCUGAUUAGUCACAAAAACAUUUUAGUGUAUUAGCAGUCUUUUUUCUUUCAUAGAUUCAAACACACGAGAGAUCACUGAAAUCUUUGAAACCUGCUUUCAAAACUUUUAUGUCUGCACCUAAAGAUUCCAUCCCACCUAUAUCUUCACCUCCUGUUGAAGAAACACUGGAUGGCAUUGAUACAUUGAUUUUUAAGUUGCAAACAUCUAUAAUAUACUAAGAUCAUUUAACCUAAACUCCACUGCUGCACCAAAUAAUAUCGCACAACUUGUUCUGAAGAAAUGUAGCAAAGAACCCGCUCCUACUCUCCACAAAAUAUUCCAAGUCUCCUGACUUCGAAAUAUUACCAUCUGACUUGAAAACAGCCAAGAUAAUUUCCAUCUUCAAAAAAGGCAGUAAACUGGACCCCAGCAACUACAGACACCUGACCAGUUUGAUAUGCAAGGUUUUUGAACACGUUCUGUUGAAGGAAAUGCUCAAUUUAGUUUUGAGACCUGGAUGUGUUAGUCAACAGUGGCACAGCUUUAUGCUGGGUAGAUCUAAAACAACCAAUCUUGACUUCAUGAUUGGAUUUAGAUAAUGCUAAUCUGACAGACAUUAUCUAUUUGGACUUCUCUAAAGAUUUUGAUGAUGAACCACAUUGUAGGGUGAUUUGUAAACUUGCUAUUUUCUUCAUAAGGGAUAGCUACUAUGUAGGGGUGCAAUCUCUCCUGAAGAAUCGGCACUUCUGCGUGAGAAUUGGAGAAAAGAAUAGUGUAGUCCCAUAAGGCUCAGUAUCAAGACCAAUCCUAUUUAUUUUGUUAACUAGUGACUUAUUAAAUUGAAUGCAAUCCCAAGUCAAGAUGUACACAAAUGAUACCAAAUUCUCAUAUAAAUGAUUCCAGAUUCAGGCAAAUGAUUCCCAACCCUCUUGUGAACAGUCUCCAUGUCUAAGAGGAAUUAAAUUGAAAAUAUGAAUGAUCAUAAGACUGGAUCCCUAGAUGCUACCCUUGAACUAUUGAAAUAUUUGGCUAUCCACAUAGGGAAAUAUAAUCCAAAAGCAAAUAUCACUUAGGGUAAGAAAAUGUAGUAGGUUAUAAAAGAUCUGGAAAUCAAGAUUUUGACUGACCUAAAAUGGGAAAAUCAUGUAAAUUAGAUCUCCUAAAAAGCAAAUAAAGC
Gryllus bimaculatus (two-spotted cricket) is the source of this 6747-nucleotide messenger RNA. The record is from the annotation of a GenBank genome assembly. Lineage: Eukaryota; Metazoa; Arthropoda; Insecta; Orthoptera; Gryllidae.